UUGUACAACACGGCGGUCUUUUGUUGACUGCGAGUUGAGCGCCGUUCGUGGCUAUGUUGACUUGAAAAGAUCCCCUCGCGUUCUUAGCAGGUGUGUGGUUGCCGGUCGAUAGGGACAUCCACUUAAAUACUGCAAAUCUAUUACUGAGCACAAGGGACAGAUCACACCGGAUCUUGAUCGUGAGCUGCUGAACUACGCUAGUAUUGUUUUUAUCAGGAGUUUUGUUUUUAGAAUAUAAACAGAAGGAUACUGUGAUAAGAAAGUUUGGCGGGGAGACUACAACAGAUUGUUGUCACACGCCGUAGUUGUUUUGGUGAACCACUACGCGCCAUACCUUAGGUUUUGUUGGUCAUGGAGCCGGACAAUGAACUGAAGCCACAGGUCGACGAUGCCUUCUUGAUGAGACUUGCAGAUCAGUUGGAAAACGAAUGGCGGCGCUUGGGCACGCACCUCGCCAUCAAGAAGGCGGAGGUCGACCGAUGUUUAGCCGACCACCCUGGGAACGAGGCGGAGGCCGUGUAUGCCAUGCUGGUCCUGUGGUUCACGCGAACUCGAGACAAAGGGCCGGGCGUCCAGACCAGGACACUGGCGGAGGCGCUCAAGAAGUGUGGCCGCAGGGAUCUGGCUGAGGCCGUAGAGGAAAGACACCCUGACUAGUAUUACGAUGUAAUAAUUACGCCCUCACAGAAACGUGCCCUCAGAAUCAUUCUUGGAAAUAAGUACACUUCCUAUACGAAUGCAUUCUCUACUUUUAACAUCUACACUCUAAAAGCCAGAAGGGAAUCAUUGUGUCUUAAAUUUGCAAAAUCUCUGUUGAAUUCACCAACGUUUAGACCCUGGCUACCCCACACCCGCAAUGAAGUACAUAAUAGGGACUUAAAAGGGGGUUUCCAGCUUAGCCUACCAUCUAUAAGAUCUGUAAGGUACAGGAACAGUGCUAUUCCAUACCUGUCAAAACUCUUAAACAGUUCUUCGUCUACUGUGUAAUCAUCCGACUACCAAUUGUAUAUAUUAUUGUUAUUUAGUUUGGUUAUGUUUGUAAAUAUUAAUGAUAUUUUGUACAAUUGUGUGUUCCCUAAAACUACGUAA
Messenger RNA from Branchiostoma belcheri (Belcher's lancelet), 1089 nucleotides. RefSeq lists its product as uncharacterized. The record is from RefSeq and is a predicted model, not a curated record. Bases 352 to 657 code for a protein of 101 amino acids. The transcript is spliced from 2 exons. NCBI's taxonomy places the organism in Eukaryota, Metazoa, Chordata, Leptocardii, Amphioxiformes, Branchiostomatidae. Gene Ontology annotation, biological process: signal transduction. Gene Ontology annotation, molecular function: protein binding.